GACUUACUUCAUAUCAUGUGGAUUCACCAUGGAUGAGGCCCUUCUCUCCAGAACAGCAGCUGGUGAGGAGUCAAGCAGACCAUCUCCCAGGAGAGAGUUUACCUCUAGCCUUCUUGACCUAGGUUCACCUUGGCGACAAUCGACAGCCCGUAUUAUCACCACCGAUGCUGUUAUCCCUAUCAUCACAACACCCAAUUCUUCCUUUGCUAACCUCAUUUCAAACUUAAACAGGAAGAGAAAUCUCACCCACCGCUCACACUCUGCUCCUUCUGUGUUUACUGACGUCAAGGAGGCUUUUCCCACUUCUGCAGACCCGAGACCUUCCCGAAAAUCAAUGCCUCUAAUCGUCCGGCAAGCUUACAUCUGGGUCAUUUUGUAUGGAAUAGUUGGAAUUCUAAUAUUCUGCCUGAAAAGUGGAAGUUUCAAGGGCCAUCUCACAGUAAAACCAGUGGACGCCUUGUACUUUUCUGUUGUCACUCUCUGCACAAUUGGUUAUGGAGAUAUUGUUCCAGACUCAACAUUUACCAAGAUGUUCACUUGUGUUUUCAUCUUAGUUGGCUUUGGUUUCAUCGAUAUUUUGCUCAAUGGUCUGGUCACCUAUGUUCUUGACAGGCAAGAGGCAGUUAUGAUGAGCACUGUAGAUCUUAACCAAUUCAAUACAAUGGUGCGGACAUAUAUGAUAGACACAGAAAAGGGAAGAAUGAGGAUAAGAAUCAAAGUGGGUUUGGCAUUGGUUGUUGUGGUUGUUUGCAUUGCUGUGGGGACAAUUGGAAUACAUCUUUUGGAGGGUCUGACUUGGGUUGAUAGCAUUUACCUAUCGGUAACAUCAGUGACAACCGUAGGAUAUGGGGAUUAUGCUUUUGAAACAUUGCCGGGCAGGUGCUUUGCAAUAAUUUGGCUAUUGGUAAGCACAUUGGCUGUCGCUAGGGCAUUUCUCUACCUCACUGAGCUGAGAAUUGACAAGAGGAAUCGAAGGAUUGCGAAAUGGGUUCUUCAGAAGAAGCUGACUCUUGGAGAUUUAGUGGCUGCAGACCUUGAUAAUGAUGGAUCGAUCAGCAAAUCUGAGUUUGUUAUAUACAAACUAAAGGAGAUGGGAAAGAUAUCAGAGAAAGACAUCCUGCUGAUUAGCAAACAGUUUGAGUCACUAGACCACACCAAUUGUGGCAAAAUCACUAUUGCUGAUCUCAUGGAUAGUGAUUAAUUCAACCACUGGUUUCCAAUUGGAAAAAGGAAAGUGUAAUAUUAUCUAGAUCUCACUUUGGCAACAGCCUCAACUUGGAGCUCUACACUUUGUACAAAAUUGAAAGGCAUAAGAGGGCUGGACCAUACAACAUAUAUCAUAGAAAAACUAGAUGGCAUCAUACCCAUGGUUCUGGUUCCAUCCGGAAGAGAACUGAUUGGGUGAUUAUGAUAAUCAAUGUUAUUCUUUUGCAAAUACCUACAAGUAAAAGGGAUCCCCAGCUAUUCAAUUUUUACAUUAUUUUAUCAUUUUCAAAUUUGCAACAGGUCCAUCCAUCUAGUAACCAAGAUUGUAUAUUAUAAGCUAGUAAGAGUUCCUAUGUGUAGAUUGCUCUGCUUUUGGAAGGAGCAGUUGUAUUAUUUCAAAAGAUUCAUUUCUUGUCCUCAAUUUUAAUAAAAGUUCAAGCACUUUGCACUCCUA
This is a messenger RNA of Vitis riparia (riverbank grape), 1660 nucleotides long. Its product is annotated as two-pore potassium channel 3-like. The coding region runs from base 29 to 1201 and encodes 390 amino acids. The transcript has 2 exons. Gene Ontology annotation, cellular component: plant-type vacuole membrane. Gene Ontology annotation, molecular function: potassium ion leak channel activity. The record is from RefSeq and is a predicted model, not a curated record. Lineage: Eukaryota; Viridiplantae; Streptophyta; Magnoliopsida; Vitales; Vitaceae. Gene Ontology annotation, biological process: stabilization of membrane potential; potassium ion transmembrane transport.